ACACAUGCCGGCCGCGGCCGGGCCCUUCCGACCUCCAAAGGGCCGCGGAAAAAGGGCAGCAUAUAAGGAGAGCAACACCAACGGCGCACCAGCCCCUCCAUCUCCAUCUCCCUCUCUGACGGCCGGCUUCGAUCGGCGCAGCAUCAGCUACCCCGUUUAGUUCCGAUCCUUCUCCCAUCCCGGCCGUGGCUCGCACGCCUUGACAUCGAUCGACGACUCUGGCCUCCCUCGCUCCUUCCUUCCUCUCCACACCACCAAACCCAGCACGGACGAGGCGACGACACCCGCCGGCCGGCCCACGUAUAAAUUAAAGCAGCUAGCGCGCACUUGCGCGGCCGAUCGAGAGAGGCACACAUCGCUCGACGUGUAGAGGGAGCGAGCGGGCGAGCGAGGGAGGGAGCAAGUUGAUCUAUGGUAUUGAGGGCUUGCGCAAUGGAGGGUGCGGCGGCGGACCGUUUCGUCGGCGUGCCGUACUACGAGUGGCUCAAGCCGCGGUCGUCGUCGCCGUCGUCCUCCUCGUCGACGUCCUCGACGCUCUCGACGCCGUCAUCGUCGUCGGCCGACCACUCGGCCGCCGAUGGCCAGGAGCGCGACGCCAUGAUGUGCCUGCCGCUUCUGGGGAGGCUCGAAGGGAGGGCGACGACUCCUGAUCGCGGACCAGUCCCCGUCAAGCAGGAAGAGCUGGCGAUGAGCGAUAUCACUGCUGCUACCACCACCGGCGGCGCCGCCGGUGGUGCCGUUAUUGACCUGAACAUCGGCCUGCCGGCGAUCGGCGGCUAUAGCUCCGAGGAGGCGCCCAUGGGCGAGGAAGACGAAGAUGAGGAGGAGGAUUACGAGGAGGAGGAAGAGGAGGAGAAGCCAAGGAAGCAUGACAAGUGCAAGGAGGAGGAAGCGGGAGAUCACCACGCGAACAGUACGGAGAUGGCCGUGGAGUCCGUCGAGGGAGCAGAGCCGGACUACCUCCGUGUGGACGGGGAGGAUGGCGUCAGGGGCUUCAUGGACAGCCGCGGGCGGCGGUUCUGGAUCCCGACGCCGGCGCAGAUACUCGUCGGCCCCGUGCAGUUCAUCUGUCAGGUGUGCAGCAAGACAUUCAGCAGAUACAACAACAUGCAGAUGCACAUGUGGGGCCACGGGCGCGAGUACCGGAAGGGCCCGGAGUCGCUCAAGGGCACGCAGGCGGCGACGCUGGCACUGCUGAAGCUGCCGUGCUACUGCUGCGCGGCGGGGUGCCGCAACAGCGUGGCGCACCCGCGCGCGCGCCCGCUCAAGGACUUCCGCACGCUGCAGACGCACUACAAGCGCAAGCACGGCGACAAGCGCUUCGGCUGCCGCCGCUGCGGCAAGCCCUUCGCCGUCAAGGGCGACUGGCGCACGCACGAGAAGAACUGCGGCAAGCGCUGGUUCUGCGCCUGCGGCUCCGACUUCAAGCACAAGCGCUCCCUCAACGACCACGUCCGCUCCUUCGGCGGCGGCCACCUCCCCGUCGCGCCCGACCAGCAGGCGGCGGCGGCCGCCGUGCCGCCGCUCAAGCCCAAGGAGCGGAUCAUACGCUUCGACCAGGCGGCGGCGGCGCCGGCGCCGUGGAACGGAGCCCACGCCGCCCAGGCAUGACACUGCAACAAGUUGACAUCUAUCGUCAGCACGCAUAGAGAUCGAUCGAAUUAAUAGAGUUACAUCGAUUGGAACGGAACAGGAUUAUGCAUAUAUACUGCUGCCAGCUCGGAGGCGAGGCGUACAUAGGCAAUAAGACUCUGGAGAUCGAGGUUGCUUUUGGAGGCUGUGAAGUAGAUGAAUUUUCUUCCCAAGGAGACGAGAGCUUCUUCAGAGACUGGGUAUGUCUCUAGACUCUAGCUAUAGCUCAUCAAUUUGCAAGGGAGAAAAUUUCUCAGCUUCACAUGCCGAUAUUUAUUAGGCAACCUUGUAUCAAUGUAUCAUGCAUGCAUGCAUGCAUGAUCUGAUCCUAUGAAAUCUAGUACACGUGUUAAUUAUUAGUUUAACUACAUCCGAUGGAUCAUUAUGUAUUCAAUGGUGUAGCUCAUUCGCAGAAUUAUCGUGUGCUCUCUUAAUUUUAAAUUGAGUUUCAUCAA
Panicum virgatum (switchgrass) is the source of this 2087-nucleotide messenger RNA. Its product is annotated as protein TRANSPARENT TESTA 1-like. The transcript has 2 exons. NCBI's taxonomy places the organism in Eukaryota, Viridiplantae, Streptophyta, Magnoliopsida, Poales, Poaceae. Bases 412 to 1611 code for a protein of 399 amino acids. Gene Ontology annotation, molecular function: DNA-binding transcription factor activity. Gene Ontology annotation, cellular component: nucleus. Gene Ontology annotation, biological process: regulation of gene expression; anatomical structure development. The record is from RefSeq and is a predicted model, not a curated record.